UCAGCUGUCUGAAUGUUUACAUCCAGCAGCGGUGUGUUCCCGACUAGAGCUCCGACAAGCAGCAGAGACUCGGAGAGACUCGGAGAGGAGCGAGCACGUGAGCAACCCGCGGAACCUGAGGACAGUCAUCAUGGGCGGAGCCGUGAGCGCUGGUGAGGAUAACGAUGACCUGAUCGAUAACUUGAAGGAGGCGUACUACAUCCGCUCUGACCUGGUGGAGCGAGCCUUCAGAGCCAUCGACCGCGCCGACUAUUACCUGGACGAAUACCGAGACAACGCCUACAAGGACCUGGCGUGGAGACAUGGGAACAUCCACCUUUCUGCUCCAUGUAUCUACUCAGAGGUCAUGGAGGCUCUGGAUCUGCAUUCCGGGCUCUCCUUCCUCAACCUGGGCAGUGGGACAGGGUACCUGAGCACCAUGGUGGGCCUCAUACUGGGCCCGAAUGGAGUAAAUCAUGGGAUUGAACUUCAUGCAGAUGUAAUUGAGUACGCCUAUCAGAAGCUGGACUCCUUCAUCAAAACCAGCGAUAGCUUUGAUAAGUUUGAGUUCUGUGAGCCGUCCUUCGUGCUGGGGAACUGUCUGGAGAUCCCUGCAGAGAGCCGGCAGUAUGACCGGGUUUACUGUGGGGCGGGGGUCCAGAAGGAGCAUGAGGAGUACAUGAAGAACCUACUGAAGCUGGGGGGUAUCCUGGUCAUGCCCCUGGAGGAAAAGCUGACAAAGAUUACCCGGACAGGCAUGAACAGCUGGGAGACCAAAAAGAUCAUCUCUGUGUCCUUUGCUCCUCUUGUGCUCCCCAAACACAGCACCAAUGGGAAACCCAGGACCGUCCCACUACCGAGGUUCGAGGUCCGGACGCUUCAAGAGCUGUCUCGUAUCGUCAUCCGCCACGCCCUCAGAGUGACUACAGAUGUUGGAGACAGCCAAUCACGUGGCAGAGGCUCCUCCUUCAGUGUGGGGAGGGGCCUGGCAGUGGCGGGCCUCCAUAAGUACGGCCCUCGCUUCAAACGGCGGCGUGUCCACCGUCGCCACUGUAAUGCCCUGGUCCUCGCCACGCGGCAGGUAGUGGCCAGCAGUGGGAUAGGCCCCGCCCCUCUGGACAGCAACAACAACCAGGGAGGGCGAGCAGAGGAGGAGGAGGUGGGAGAGAGAGAGGGGAGGCGUCAGCUGAGAGGGAGCCGACGAGGAGGACGAGGAGCAACGGUGGAGGAGGAGGAGACGGUGGAGGAGGAGGAGGAGGAGGAGCCAGAGGAGGAGGAAGAGGAGAAGGAGACCGGAGAGCUGCUCCGCCCACAACCCGCCGUCAACGUGCUUCGACAUAGGAUCCUGAAUCUGCCAUUGCCCGAGCCGCUCAAGAUGUACCUGCUGUACUACAGAGAGAAGUAGGCCACGCCCACAGAGCAAUGGCGCCACUGACAGACCACGCCUCCUUUCUUCACCUGUCUUCAUCCUCUUCAUCAUCUUCUCUGAACUAUGGCGAGGAUUCAUGGGGGGGGGGGGUUAUUUCACAUUUCACCUAAAUGAUUCACGUCCAUCAUGCUCGCCAUGGCGCAUGACAAACUUGUCCAUGACGCUGUCAGCUUGGUGUUCAGGGCGCCAAAAGCCACUUCCUGCUCGCCACGCAGCCUGAGGCUCAGAGCAGAACUGUCGCUGUACAUUUCCAUUGAGAUGACUGAGACGGUCCAAAGACCAGAGAGGAUUCUGGGUGACCAAGCAGAUUUAGUCUGAAUACUUCCCCUGAUUUCAAAAUAAAAGCAGAUUUAGUCUGAA
Messenger RNA from Cheilinus undulatus (humphead wrasse), 1768 nucleotides. RefSeq names its product protein-L-isoaspartate O-methyltransferase domain-containing protein 2. The coding region runs from base 131 to 1384 and encodes 417 amino acids. Gene Ontology annotation, cellular component: cytoplasm. NCBI's taxonomy places the organism in Eukaryota, Metazoa, Chordata, Actinopteri, Labriformes, Labridae. The record is from RefSeq and is a predicted model, not a curated record. Gene Ontology annotation, molecular function: protein-L-isoaspartate (D-aspartate) O-methyltransferase activity. The transcript has 7 exons. Gene Ontology annotation, biological process: protein modification process.